GGAGGCAAAAGACACUUCCUACUUUUUACUUCUUGUUUGUAUUUGAUAUUUCGUGUUUAUUAUUUUGCAUUUUAACUUACACCCCUAAAAGCAUUAUGCCAACUGGUAUGAAGUUCGUGCAGGUUAAUAACCUGCAUGAUUUACCUACUUAUCAGAAACGUUUGCGUCAUCUGCGAUGUUUAGCAGUAAGAAACCUAUCCUGUGGAAGUUACCAUGGCAAAGAGACUACCAGGAUGCAGACUUAUUUUACACUGCACAAGGAUAACUUCACUAAGGCAUUCUACACAAGUGAGAAAAUCACAGGAUCUGUGAAUCCGACCUGGAAAAGUUUCAACAUCAGUCAGUAUGAGAAAGACAUUGAUACGAAAUCAACAUUUAUAGUCCUGCGGAUCUGGGUAGGCGAGGAUGUGGCCUUUAAACUGCUCAUAGAACUUCAAGUCCACCUCACAGGACUUGUCUUCUUUGCUGAGAAGCUUCAACAAGGUGGAGUGAAGUAUACCCCAAACACUGUGAUAUUUGGAAUGUUUGAUAAAUACUUCAUCGCUCCCGAGUUACCCAACCAGGGACAGGCCACUGCAUUGCAGAAACUAAAGACCGAAGAAGACCUUAAUCCACCAAAGAACAGCUUCGUUCUCAAAUGCGAUCAGUGCGCUGUGAGAAAUUCAUACUCGACAAGCUCUUUGUCACGAAUUCACACCAUCCUGAAAGCUACGAAGCAGACACAAGCCUCAGUUAACAGAGUGCAUUGCUCAAUUGAAGACUGUCUGCUUUCAUCGCAGGAAAUCACACAAAAGCUACGCGAGCGUGAACAACUCCUGAUGAAGGUUGGACAACUCCGGCAGGAAUUGCGAUGGCAGUCGAUGAAGCGCCAGUGUGAAAGUGACACCGUCGGAAGAAUUCAUGCUUCCAAUAACAAAAGAGAAAACACUUUGAAAGAAGAAGAAAAGACAUUGGAGAAGUCAAGAAAAUCAUUGGAUGAACACAGAAAGUCUUACGUGGAUAUUCGAGAAACGCUGGUGAAAGUGAACGCCCAGUUGGUGAUGAGACGAAAGCAGUUGGUUGGAGAGAUGGCCUCUUACAUUUAUCCCAUUACAGAGAAUUCCAAGAAACGUUUUUUUAUCUGUGGAGUCAGACUUCCCAAUUCAGAAGAAUUUCAAGGUUGUGAUGAAACUACAAUAGCGGUUGCCUUGGGGUCGACGUGUCACAUGACGAUGAUGAUUUCUCAGUUUCUCGACUUCCCGCUGCGGUAUACAAUGGAGGCCCGUGGAUCGCGGGCGCUGAUCAAAGAUCACAUUCAUGUGAAGCUCACAGACAAAGACAGAGAAUUCCCACUGUACAGUAAAGGCAAAGAGAAAUUUCAGUUCAAUUAUGGUGUUUUCUUGCUCAACAAAAAUAUUAGUCAGAUUCGUUUUUAUGCCGGCCUUGGCACCACUGACCUUAGAAUGACCUUGCCCAACCUAAAGACUCUCCUAGAGUUACGACUAGGUGUAAAAACUGACUUUCCACUGCCAUGGACCCUAACCCCAACCAGUGGUACGGGAAAAAGCAUCGGCACGUCGACAGCCAUGGAAAGUACGCGCAGUACGGCCGGGUCCAGCUCGACAAACAGUCCCACCCCAAAAUGUGAUAUCACUCGUGUUCCUUCCAUCGAUCAGGGCAUAUCGGAAACCACCGGCCACACGUACAGUAGCACUAAAUCAGACAAUCUCCAGGUCCCCAACAAUGGCAAAGACCAUCGGUUACAACUGCAGGACAAUGAAGACAUAUUUUUAGCCAGCGACGACGACUUUUUUCGGAUCCGUAAUUCCAUAUCAAACACAGGGAUCAAUGACGAGUUGUCUACCCUGUCUGCCUACCAGCUGAAGGAGCUGACAUCUGCAGAUAGUCUGGAGGUGUUGGAUGACCGGUUGGCUCUCCUCAGUGAGGGCAGACUCAAUGAUCUGGAAGCCGUCAAGGCAACGCUGCAGAUUCACUUCGACAACAACGGUGACGGCGGUUCCGGUUCAAGUGCGAGGACAUCGUCGUGCAGCAACGGUGACGACAUCUCGUCGGGAGAGGACAAACACCACAGUAAGAAUGAUGGUGAGACGUUAAAUGGAGAAGUGCAAGGUGAAGGUCAGACGUUGAAUGGAGAAGUGCAAGGUGAAGGUCAGACAUUGAGUGGAGAAAUACAAGGUGAAGGUCAGACAUUGAGUGGAGAAGUGCACGGUGAAGGUCAGACAUUAAGUGGAGAAAUACAAGGUGAAGGUCAGACGUUGAGUGAGGAAGGUCAGACAGUUAGUGCUGAUGUUCAAGGUGAAAGUCACACAUUAAGUGGAAAAGUGCAAGGUGAAGGUCAGACAUUAAGUGCUGAAGUGCAAGGUGAAGGUCGGACAUUAAGUGACGAAGUGCAAGGUGAAGGUCGGACAUUAAGUGAUGAAGUGCAAGGUGAAGGUCGGACAUUAAAUCAAAGCCCAAGUGAAUUUGAAUGUGAUUUUCCUUCAGAAAGCUCACUCAGACACACGGGUGAUCAAACCAGCUGUGUAACAGAGAAUGUGGACAAAGCCAGUGACAUUAACGGGUGCCUGACGUCGACAACGUUUAAGACAUCUGCGUUCCAUGGUCACCGCGGGCGGAGGGAUUUGUCACCGGACAACAGUAGUCAGAGUAGUAUAUCGGACGAUUACACUCUGACGGCAGAGGUUGUGUCAUGAUCGGGUGGAAAGUUUUUGAUAGCAUAAUACAGACUAUUUAUUUUUAUGAUCUUCAAUCCAAAUAAGAGCCAUCGUCCAUAAGAGUAGGACUUUGUCUUUCUAACGAGAUUUUAGUACAUAUUUGAAUCCUUCAUUGUAGACCAAAAAACAAAACAAAAAGAAUCUUAAAACCCAGAGAGUUUUAAUGAUUUUGAAUCAAAAUAGAAUGAUCACUCAAUAUACGCAACACAAUUAACUAAAGGCCAAUAGACGUUUGUAAUUCUCUGUUAUUGUCAGAUUAUUUUAGCAAGGUUUGAUAACGGAUGAAUUCAAAAUAUUGUUUUAGUAAAAUUUGGCCCAUGAUAGACAGUAGAUUUUUUUUUUUUGGCGCAUUUACAUAAUAUAUGAAAACUAGCAAAAUGUGCUUUGAAUUCGUUACACAUUAGUUUAUAACAAUACUAUAACAGAAGAAUCUAAUUUUCAUUUUAACAUAUUUAAAAAACAAAUGGUAAGAAAAUAUCUAUUGGUCUUUAAUUAUUUUUAUUGAGUAUACAUGUAUAGACUCGAAUGUGUUAUUGUACAUUUUUACCACAAACAGAUCUCCAAAAAUAAGAAAAUCCCGACUAUUUUUGUGAUUUUGAAUCAAAUUAUGUGUAGUUAUGACCAGUUCUGGUGCUUAUAAAACGUUUUGAGUCUAGACUCGAGACUCUAAUAGAGUCUGAGACAGUAAUGUCAUGACAACGCCAUACAUACAAAAUUUUAUAAGCAUGGGCCCAGAGCCGGUUUAAGGAUCCGUGGGUACUGCAGCACAAAUAAAAGCAGGCCCCCUUCCCAGGAUAUAUAUUUUGCAACCCCCUCAUGGAGAGGGGGGAAUGACCUGUGGGAAAUAAAUGAAGUACUUAUUGUAUUAAUAAACUUGGGUAUAUGUGAAGGAAAAAAUGGUAAUGUUUUAUAAAUGUUAAUUUAAUUUAAUUCAUAGAAUAAUGUUUACACAUCACCGUAGGCCCCCUGAAGCGCGGGGCCCGUAGCACGUGCUACAUGUGCCACUAGGAUAAACUGGCUCUGAUUAUGACUCUGGGUCUCAAGCUAUCACUUCAUCUUUCAAACAAAAUUAAAUGAAUAGUCCAAUGCUCUGCUGUAGGUUCCCUAUAAAUAAUACAAUUACAAAAUUAAAUGAAUAGGCCAAUGCUCUGCUGUAGGUUCCCUAUAAAUAAUACAAUUACAAAAUUAAAUGAAUAGGCCAAUGCUCUGCUGUAGGUUCCCUAUAAAUAAUACAAUUACAAAAUUAAAUGAAUAGGCCAAUGCUCUGCUGUAGGUUCCCUAUAAAUAAUACAAUUACAAAAUUAAAUGAAUAGUCCAAUGCUCUGCUGUAGGUUCCCUAUAAAUAAUACAAUUACAAAAUUAAAUGAAUAGUCCAAUGCUCUGCUGUAGGUUCCCUAUAAAUAAUACAAUUACAAAAUUAAAUGAAUAGGCCGCUCUGCUGUAGGUUCCCUAUAAAUAAUACAAUUACAAAAUUAAAUACAGACUGUUUUUCACUUUUUGUCUUGACAGGGCUGCAGAAAGUACUCGCCCACUCAACAUAUGCGAGUAAACGAGUUAUACAAUACAAUUACUAGUCCGACGGGCAAUCUGGUGAUGUUGAUCACUUGGCCAUCCAUGUGUUAUUAAUAAUGUUUUUGUCAAAUUUAUAUCUUAUCAUUUGAAGUGUCUAUUAUAAUAUUGUUAAACAAUAAUAUUGUGAUCUAUGGGCUGGUGGACUGGUAGAAAUACGGAUGGGCUACUAUAGUACAUUUGAAGUGUAUAUUAUAAUAUUGUUAAACAAUAAUAUUGUGAUCUAUGGGCUGGUGGACUGGUAGAAAUACUGAUGGGCUACUAUAGUACAUUUGAAGUGUAUAUUAUAAUAUUGUUAAACAAUAAUAUUGUGAUCUAUGGGCUGGUGGACUGGUAGAAAUACUGAUGGGCUACUAUAGUACAUUUGAAGUGUAUCUUAUAAUAUUGUUACACAAUAAUAUUGUGAUCUAUGGGCUGGUGGACUGGUAGAAAUACGGAUGGGCUACUAUAGUACAUUUUAGUUGGUUCUGGUCCGGAGGGCUAGUGAAAUAUUUUCCAUUUCUGCACCCCUGCUUGAUAACAAGAUACAAGUGUAGCAUUGAAUGCUCUACUGCAAGUUACAAACAUACGAAAACCAAAGACUAUUUUUAUGAGUGAUUCAUACAAGUUGGAGACUAUAACAUUGUUUUUUAACAAGAUUUAAUAAUAUAAUAUAUCAGUGUUUCUGCUAGAAAGAAAUUUUGGGGUAUGGCACUAUGGAAUUGAAUGCAACCGCAGUCAACAUGUGGUAGGUUUGGGGGUCCUCCUCCAAAAAGAAAAUAGGUUAAGUUUAGGGUUAGGGUUAAGAAUUUCAUACAGUAAUGAUAAGAUUAAUUAAUUUUGUCAAAAGGUUAACUUAAACAAUACAAAUGUGGGUAUGACGCCAUUUGACCCUCUGGCAGAAAGCCUGUAUAUAAUGUAGUGCCCUUUGCAGGACUUCUCGAAUUGUUAUAAACAUCCACUAGCCAUGGGAUCAGUGAUUUAAAACAUUUACCAGCCAGGAUAAAAAGUUCACUAACCCUGCUUUUAAGUGUAUACAAUUUUAAUAAAUAAUAGUAAGAAUCACAUAUGUUACCUAAACAGGGAGCUACAGCUUAAAAACACUAACAUUGGGAGAUGAGGGUGGGGACAGGAUAUUCAUAUUUACAAAAUAGACUUAACUGCAACAUUUGAAGAAAAUAAAUUCACUAGCCGUCGGGCAUGACAAUAGUAGUUAUCUACUAGCCCAACAUUGAAUAUCAUGGGUGUGGGGCUACCAUAAUCUAGAAGUCCUGGUCCAUUGAAUAAGUUUACAGAAACCUAAUAAGACCUAUAAGCAAUACAAUAUGGUACUUGAAGAGAUGGGGCAUGUUGUAGGUUUGCUAAACCAAAAACAUAUUAACUGUUACAAUUUUAAUGAAAUCCUGCAUAGCAUGGUGAAUUGGAUUUCGAGUUUUGUGAAACAAUUCUACCUGGAAAUCAUCCAUUGUGAAAUACUCGUACCUUGAAUCUAACGAUACGUGUAUUUUAAAAUAUUGCAUAGAACCAUGACUCUUGGGUUUAUAUGAUUGCAUCAUUGUCAUCUCUCUGUCUCAGUUUUUAAAAAUAUUUUAACAUGAUUUUUAAAGAUUUCUUGAUUGCCAUACUAAUCAAUGUUUAAUCAAAUAUAUAUCUGUACAGUGCACCCUCUGUCUCAACCAGAUUCAAGUUGUAUUGAGAAAAUAUGCCUAAUACACCCAGAUACUAUAAAAUACUUUAGUUUCGCGUGGAAUUUAUUUUCGUGUUUGAAUAAAAUUUGUGAAAAUAAAUUCCAUGUGAAAUUAAAGGCUGACGAAACUUUGAUAUUGAAAAAUAAAGCGUACAGGGUAGCCUAAGCAUCUUGCAUAAGCGUACAGUAUUUUGUAAACAAUAAAAGUAAAAAUUAUUGAUGUUAUUACUGGCACUUCAGGGUUUUUUAUCGGGUGAAGGGAUGGGGAAUUCGCGAGAAUAAAUGCUUGUGAACUGACUAAUUUUCAUUAAAUAGCAAAAAAAAAAUUCCCGCUAAAAUAAAUAAUUUUGUGUAGUACUUCAUGGAUUAGACAGAUAUCACUUAAACUAUUUUCACCAGACAGAACUUUGAGAUUGUGCUGUUUUAUAGAGAAAUCCAGAUUACAUAGGUGCCAGUUUAGACAGUUUCUGUAUAAGAUUUAGGGCAAGAUUUGGUUUUACUUUAUAAACUGUAAACAGCCAUGUGAUAUUUGAUAAUUUAUGAUAACCUUAUAUGUGUACCUAUAGUGUUACCCCUAGACAUUUGGCAUUGCAUGGUAGACUAAAGACUUUUAGGGCAUUUUCACAAUUUUCAGGGCACUUAUUUUUUUAUUAAAGAAAAAAAUAAUAAUUGCAAUAAAAAUAAUUGAGGAUUUUUCAUGUUUUUUUGUCAAAUAUGAUUUAUAUCUCGUGGAGUGAAA
Messenger RNA from Gigantopelta aegis, 6688 nucleotides. Its product is annotated as UV radiation resistance-associated protein-like. The transcript has 16 exons. Gene Ontology annotation, cellular component: endosome; lytic vacuole. Gene Ontology annotation, biological process: SNARE complex assembly. Bases 96 to 2693 code for a protein of 865 amino acids. NCBI's taxonomy places the organism in Eukaryota, Metazoa, Mollusca, Gastropoda, Neomphalida, Peltospiridae. The record is from RefSeq and is a predicted model, not a curated record. Gene Ontology annotation, molecular function: SNARE binding.